Molecule: messenger RNA, 2611 nt
Organism: Daldinia caldariorum
Lineage: Eukaryota; Fungi; Ascomycota; Sordariomycetes; Xylariales; Hypoxylaceae
Exons: 1
Coding region: 654-2003 (449 amino acids)
Source: RefSeq, a predicted model, not a curated record
GGCUUACCUUACCGGUGAUAGCAAAAUGUAAUAUCGCUGUGAAAUUAAAGGAGGAAGCAUGCUGCGAUUGGCCUGAAUUCCUAACUCGUUCCCUAUAGAGAUGACGGUAGGCUCGGGGUAGUUAGAUACGGCCGCAACUCAUAGUAAGCCGUCGCCGUCACUUGGAUUUGGGGACGGGACGGGGGAUAAUGGAAAAGAAGAGAUACGGGGAAGAUAAAUUCAAGGCAACAUCUCCGUCGAAAUCAUGGAACGCGGCUCAAAUCUACGGACGUGUGACGCGGUCGGUCCCGGUAUAAGGCAACCGUGCUAAUGCGGAGUGAACGACAUAUCAUCCAAUAACGGAGGGCCAAGAUCCGGGUCACCAGAACAAACUUGCAUAAGAGCACUGUAGUGCUCUGCAUGCAUUAGGUACCUCAUAUAUGCUGAGCCGCAUAGGCAAAAUAGCCAUUCGUAGACCUGUAUGAGAUGGUGUUUCCGCGAACUUUGUCGCCACAAAAGCCGAUAUUGUCCACUACGGGAUCGUGUAGGACGAAUCAUAGUGAACUAAACUACUAUUUUGCGCAUCUCCUCGUAUAGAAGGUGUUGCUGCCUCGUAAACCAUGGCACCGUCUUGGUGAGAAGCGCUUUGUCAAGUUUUCCUCGUUCACAAGACGAUGGGACGGUCUGGAUAUGACACUACAUUUCUAUGGGAAGCUGACGAUUCCGAAACAACAAAUUCGAUCUGUUCCGCGGAUACACCGCCAAUUGAAGAAGAACACCCGUUAUUCGAGUGGAAGAGCUCGUUCCUACAGGUGGUCAUGGCAGCAUAUAAGGGCCCGUGGGGGCGUCAGCAGGAUGAGAGCGCUGUAGCAAUCGACAGCACUGAAACACCAUUUGAACUAGGUGAACUUGAGCGUGACAAUGACGGACCGCGUAAACGAAGCCGCUUAUCGGACUAUGCCCCGACGAAUACUGGGGAAAAGCAGAGCCAGAGGAGUUUUACAAAACGACGAGCACAGGACCGUCGGCUGUGGCUAGCCUGCCCGUACGCCAAGAAAGAUCCGGUCCGUUAUAGGGACUGUUAUAGAUACUUUUUGGCUAGAGUUCGCGAUGUUAAACAGCACGUCACACGAUGUCACCGCAAGCCAAUACAUUGUCCAAUUUGCAACGAUACGUUCAAGGAUGAAGACGAGCGGGAUUUGCAUAUUGGAUUAAGAAGCUGUACGCCUCGACCUUCUAUCAUAAUGGAAGGCAUCUCAGAGAAGCAGAAAAGGGAACUGAGCCAGAGGGUGUCAUCUAAGAUGCCGGAGGAGCAACAAUGGUUUGCGGUCUUUGACAUAAUUUUCUCCCCACACCCGCGUCCAAGGACACCCUACCGUGAUCGAGAGCUCUCCGACGAUUUAUGCGUUUUCCAGGAUUUCAUGACGGCCCGAGGGCCGGCUCUCUUAACCGAGUUUCUGGAAGCGAGAGGAGUCGUGACCUGGAAUCUCCCUCGAGAAGAAAGGGAUCUUGAUACCUUUAAGAAGGAGGUGCUCGGAGAAGGGUUGCAACUUAUCAUCGAUCAAUGGACGAGCGAUAAUGCUAGGGCCCUCGAACCAGCUAGCGCUACUCAUAGUCUCCGUUCAUCACCAACGCUAGACUCGGGAAUAGCGAUGCAAUCCAGCUCCCAGAGAGCAGCAAACAAACGGAGCAGGAUCGAUGAUCCAUUGGGAACCGACAGACACGAUCUGCAAAUCGAAACAUGCCGAGACGAAGAUUCAUAUGCGAUAAAUACCUUUAGUUGUGCGUCAAGUCUGCAAAAUAGAGUUGAUACAUCCCUAGGUGGCGUUAUGGAAGAACGCAACUCGCAUUUUAUCACAGAUGAAUCCACGGAGGUAUUACCAAGAGGCGCAAAGGAUUCUAGACAAGAAUAUAUGCCAGAAACAGACCCUUCGACCAUCUCACAACUGGACUAUGUCACAACAUUCUCUGCAGCAGAUGAGGUUCCGGACAUGCUUAACUUCGAUAUGGAAUGGCCGCCAUGAGUUCAAUCAAAACCUAGUCUAGAUUAGAAACUGGGUUUCUUGCCCCGAGGCUUGCGAUUUACGUAGUUUCUCGAUCAGCAAGAUUGGGGUUGAACAAGGGACCUCCUCUGAUAGGAAGUUGAGCCUAGCCUUGGCUAUCAAGACCUUCCUUCAGAGGACCUACUUCAGAGGACCUAAUCGGCAUCUCGUGUAGGGUACAUGGCUAUGGAUAAACGGGUAGCAUCGACUACCAACAGAGAAUAUCGAUGAAGUUGGCGUCGGCACAUAUUCGUACCGAUUGAAUUUUCUGCCGAGCUUCAUAUCUGGUCGAUGGCAAUAUCGGCGAGAAAUUAAGACAAGAUAUCUUCGCUUGCGGGAAUGAAAGACUCAGCAACAUGCUGCGAACAUGAAAGCUUUGCGUCUACCUCUGGGGAUAUGAGGGAGAGUAAAAUACGAUGCGCGGGUCAGCGAGAAAACCUAACUCGCGCCCCAAUGUACAAUAUAUCAUCCAUUUAUGCCAAUCCCCACUACAGAUCGGGAAUUGCCAGCCAAUAAAAAUAGGGGUUGAAAACGAUCGGCUUUAACAACCGUAGGAGGUAGCCACCUUUUUCUUUGGUUCUCAAUACGAA